Molecule: messenger RNA, 1341 nt
Organism: Aaosphaeria arxii CBS 175.79
Lineage: Eukaryota; Fungi; Ascomycota; Dothideomycetes; Pleosporales
Product: DNA glycosylase
Exons: 1
Biological process (GO): base-excision repair
Molecular function (GO): catalytic activity
Source: RefSeq, a predicted model, not a curated record
CCAUCGCCAAAGAAAAAGGCCAAACGUUCGAGAACCGACGCCGUGAAAGAAGAACCAAGGGAGGACCUUCCCCACAAUCUGGGACAUGUGGAAGAUAUUUCUGUGAAACAAGAGGCAGAGGAAGAUACAGCACCGAAGAGAUCGAGCAAGGUCCGAAAGUCUAAAAGCCUAGCAUCACCGAAAAAAGAAGCUAUUUCAGAGGAAGGUACCCCUGGCACCAAAGCGAAAGCGAAAUCAACAAAGACGAAAAACAACACCUAUGGCUUAACACCCGGGCAGAGUCCAUACCCAAAUUAUCACCAUCCAACUAAAGCCGAGUGUCAAGAAGUCGUCCGCUUACUCUCCAGCAUACAUGGGAAAGUCACUGCCCCCAAAACCAUUCCCACACCAUCCCUUACAGUGUCAGGCUGCGGGGAAGUGCCUUCCGUGCUAGACGCACUCAUCCGAACUCGGCUUUCGGCUGCUACUUCCAACACCAACUCUUCUCGCGCAUUUGCUGGCCUAGUAUCCAGAUUUGGAAUCCUUAAGAAUGGUGUUGGAAAAGGAAGCGUUGAUUGGAACAAAGUACGCUUAGCGGACACAAAGGAGAUCUUCGAAGCUAUCAAGAGUGGUGGCCUUGCAGAUGUAAAGAGCAAGGAUAUCAAGAAAAUAUUGCAAAUGGUUUGGGAGGAGAACCAAGCUCGUCGUGACUCCUUGGCCUCUGAAUCCGCGGACAAUCCAGACCAACCUUCCGUGGAUAAGGAAGCGGAAAUAAGUAAAGCAAACAGAGAUGUGAUUUCGCUUGACCAUCUCCAUCAGUUCUCGAAUGACGAUGCGUUCAACGCCCUCACCAAAUAUCCUGGUAUAGGCCCAAAGACGGCAUCCUGUGUCUUGCUAUUCUGUCUCCAGCGCCCCAGCUUUGCCGUUGAUACCCAUGUAUUUCGCCUGAGUAAAUGGCUCGGAUGGGUGCCUCCACCAGGCGAUCCAGCCGGUUUGCCUACCGGGAGCAAAGGGACGUUCAGCGGGCCAACUAGGAAUUCAACCUACGCGCAUCUAGAUGUCAUGAUUCCGGAUGACCUAAAGUAUCCACUGCAUUAUCUUCUAAUAAAGCAUGGGAAAACAUGUCCGAGAUGUAGAGCGAUUACAGGCGAGAAUAGCGAAGGCUGGGAAAAGGGUUGUGUGAUAGAUCACCUUGUUCAGCGAACCGGUGGCCGUAAAGAAGCUCGACCGAGCACAGCGAAGACCAAGACGUCAGGUGAACGCAAAGCGAAAAGAAAAAGGGCAACCGCAUACGACGAUGACAGCGACGAAAUAAGCGAUAUCAGUGAUUUUGGUAGUGACGAGGAGAGCGAUUUUAUUGCA